Ornithorhynchus anatinus (platypus) is the source of this 1733-nucleotide messenger RNA. RefSeq names its product sirtuin 7 (gene SIRT7). The record is from RefSeq and is a predicted model, not a curated record. The transcript has 10 exons. Gene Ontology annotation, molecular function: NAD+ binding. Lineage: Eukaryota; Metazoa; Chordata; Mammalia; Monotremata; Ornithorhynchidae. The coding region runs from base 21 to 1232 and encodes 403 amino acids.
CGCGGUUUUUCCGGGCGGCGAUGGCCGCCGGCGGCCUGAGCCGCUCGGAGCGGAAGGCGGCCGAGAGGGACAAGAUCCUGCGGGAGGAGCAGCGGCGGGAGCGGCUCCGACAGGUGUCGCGGAUCCUGAAGAAGGCGGCGGCGGAGCGGAGCGCGGAGGAGCGCCGCCUGCUGGCCGACAGCCACGAGCUGGUGACGGAGCUGCAGGGCCGCAGCCGACGCCGGGAGGGGCUCAAGCGGCGCCAGGAGGAGGUGUGUGACGACCCCGAGGAGCUGAGGAGGAAGGUCGGGGAGCUGGCCGAGGCCGUGCGCAACGCCAAGCAUCUGAUCAUCUACACGGGCGCCGGGAUCAGCACGGCGGCCUCCAUUCCGGACUACCGGGGCCCUAACGGCGUGUGGACGCUGCUUCAGAAGGGGAGGGACAUCAGGGCGGCGGAUCUGAGCGAGGCGGAGCCGACCCUCACCCACAUGUGCAUCGCCCGCCUGCACGAGCGGAAGCUGGUACAGCACGUGGUGUCUCAGAACUGCGAUGGGCUCCACCUGCGAAGCGGCCUGCCCCGCACGGCCCUCUCGGAGCUCCACGGAAACAUGUACAUCGAGGUGUGCCGGUCGUGCUCCCCGCCGCGCGAGUACGUCAGGGUGUUCGACGUGACGGAGCGCACCGCCCUCCACCGCCACCACACGGGCCGGGCCUGCCACAAGUGCGGCGCCCCGCUGCGGGACAGCAUCGUCCACUUCGGCGAGCGCGGGGCCCCCGGCCCGCCCCUCAACUGGGAGGCCGCCACCGAGGCCGCCGCCCGCGCCGACGCCAUCCUCUGUCUGGGCUCCAGCCUCAAGGUCCUGAAGAAAUAUCCCCGCCUCUGGUGCAUGACGAAGCCCCCCAGCCGGCGGCCCAGGCUCUACAUCGUCAACUUACAGUGGACCCCGAAGGACGACCUGGCCGCCCUGAAGGUUCAUGGGAAAUGCGACGAUGUCAUGAGGCUGCUGAUGAGCGACCUGGGCCUGGACAUCCCCCGCUACGGCAGGUGCCAGGACCCCAUCUUCUCCCUGGCCACCCCGCUCCGGGCCGGCGAAGAAGGGACUCACAGCCGCAAAGCCCUGGUGGCCCCGCGCGGCUCGGAGGAGGCCGGGUCCGGAGAGCGGCCGGAGGAGCGCCCGGCCCCGCUCGGCCCGGCCCCCGUCUUGGGGGGCUGGUUCGGCCGAGGCUGCGCCAAGAGGAAAAAGCCUUCUUAGCCCCAGUUUCGGGGGGCCGGGGGGAAGCGGCCGGACGGGCGGGCGGCGGGCACUUUUGGAAACCACUUCAGGAAACCUCACGCGGCAUCAGGGAAGGAGGGCGGCGGGGGCAGUUUUUCGUACUGACGUUCUUCACCGGCCGAUCGGGGCCACCGUCGGCCUCCGCUCGCGGCGGGGCCGGGGUCGGGGCGGGGCCUGACCCUUUUCCCCGACGUCGGGGAUCUCGGGCACCGGCGGGGACGCGGGUGUCCGACCCCUCCCGGGAUCAUCAGAUUGCUCUUGGCGGGUCCGACUGCAGCUGUUCACGUUUCUACCGCUCGAUCCGACGGACGGAGAAUAUCGCUCACUUUCUACAUCGCCUUUUUCUGUAUCGGGGACGGGGCGGGCGGCGGGAGCCGGCUCGGGGGGGGCUCUGGGGACCUUUGGGGGGCUUUGGUUUUGGAACUCUGUUAAGCUCUGAUCGAACCCUUCGGUGACUCGGAUUAAAAGUCCUCCGGAGGA